UUUCAGUGGGGGAAUACUACACAGAUACAUACACUCCCCUCUGUUCCUCACCUCCCUGGAGGUUUUUGCAGAUCACUUCCUGCUCUCAUCUCACUACUUCGGAACUACAGGAUGAAACUUCAUGGACCUGGGAUGCUCAAGAUGAAACAUGUGGAAUAUGCAGGAUGGCUUUUGAUGGUUGUUGUCCUGAUUGCAAACUCCCUGGGGAUGAUUGUCCACUAAUAUGGGGUGCAUGCAAUCAUGCAUUUCAUCUUCACUGUAUCCUCAAGUGGGUAAAUUCACAGACUACUCAAGCACAAUGCCCCAUGUGCCGUAGGGAAUGGCAAUUUAAGGAAUGAUGUAGCUCUCCCAAAAACCAAUCAAUACGUAGAAUCUCAGAUGUCUUUUAUUUUUGCAUUGGGAUAUUUUCUUCUAGAGUAAUAUGUAAAUGACGGUAAUACUGCAACCAAUCGCAAGAUUCAUUUGAAUGGAAACGACUACUUUCUACUAGUUGUGCGGUAUGUUUGUGGUCUUGAAUAGAAGUGGGUUGGCUUUUUCGCAAUCCUGCCUUGUAACAUUAUCCACAGGAACUUCAAAACAUGGAUUAAAACAUUGGCUUCUCUCUUCUGUACAUUGGCAAUAAGAUCAUUUGUCUUAAUUGAAA
Molecule: messenger RNA, 643 nt
Organism: Daucus carota subsp. sativus
Lineage: Eukaryota; Viridiplantae; Streptophyta; Magnoliopsida; Apiales; Apiaceae
Product: anaphase-promoting complex subunit 11
Exons: 4
Coding region: 165-338 (57 amino acids)
Biological process (GO): anaphase-promoting complex-dependent catabolic process; protein ubiquitination; positive regulation of mitotic metaphase/anaphase transition
Cellular component (GO): anaphase-promoting complex; nucleus
Molecular function (GO): ubiquitin protein ligase activity; zinc ion binding; cullin family protein binding
Source: RefSeq, a predicted model, not a curated record